This is a messenger RNA of Staurois parvus, 389 nucleotides long. NCBI's taxonomy places the organism in Eukaryota, Metazoa, Chordata, Amphibia, Anura, Ranidae. The record is from the annotation of a GenBank genome assembly.
AUGCCUGAACCAGCCAAGUCUGCGCCGGCGCCCAAGAAGGGCUCCAAGAAAGCCGUGAACCAAGACCCAGAAGAAGGAACGGCAAGAAGCGGAGGAAGGACUAGGAAGGAGAGUUAUGCCAUCUACCGUGUACAAGGUGCUCAAGCAGGUCCACCCCGACACGGCACAUCUCGUCCAAGGCCAUGAGCAUCAUGAACUCCUUCGUCAAUGACAUCUUCGAGCGCAUCGCCGGCGAAGCUUCCCGCCUGGCUAUCAUUACAACAGCGCUCCACCAUCACCUCCCGGGGAGAUCCAGACCGCCGUCCGCCUCCUCCUGCCCGGAGAGCUGGCCAAGCACGCCGUCUCGAGGGCACCAAGGCCGUCACCAUAAGUACACCAGCGCCAAGUAA